This is a messenger RNA of Neolamprologus brichardi, 1290 nucleotides long. Lineage: Eukaryota; Metazoa; Chordata; Actinopteri; Cichliformes; Cichlidae. The record is from RefSeq and is a predicted model, not a curated record.
AUGACCCUGUGGAUACAGGACUGGACAGAGGUCAGAGUCCGUCCACCAUCAUAUGAGGCGACUGUGGGGAGAGCUGUGGCUCAGCUGGAGAAGACACUCAGGGAAGACAUGAAGAAGCUGUUUAAGACUGAACUGAAGAGGGUCCAGCAGCAUGCAGUGGACGUGACUCUGGAUCCUGAUACAGCAAAUCCUUAUCUCAUCCUGUCUGACGAUAGAAAACAAGUACACUGCGGUGAGGUGAGGAGAAAGCGGAAACUUCCGGACAACCCAAAGAGAUUUACUUACUUUGUUAAUGUUUUAGGAGAGCAGAGUUUCUCUUCAGGCAGAUUUUACUUUGAGGUUCAGGUUAAAGGAAAGACUGACUGGGAUUUAGGAGUGGCCACAGAGUCGAUCAACAGGACAGAGAGCAUGUCAUUGAGCCCCAAAAAUGGUUUCUGGACUGUGUGGCUUAGAAAUGGAUACGAGUACAAAGCUUGUGAAGACAACAAAAUUAACCUCUGUCUCCGGUGUGCUCCUGAGAAGGUGGGGGUGUUUGUGGACUAUGAGGAGGGUCUGGUCUCCUUCUAUGACGUAGAUGCUGCAGCUCUGAUCUACUCGUUCACUGGCUGCUCCUUCACUGAGAAACUCUUCCCGUACUUCAGUCCUGAGCUUAAUGAUGAUGGUACAAACUCUGCACCACUGAUCAUUUGUCCUGUCAAUCAAACUGAGAGCUAAGAUUUUUUACUUUAUUAGCAGAUUACUUUAUAUUACAAUUAUUGUCUAUUACAUAAUUAUGAUAUCUUUUUCUUUUGAAAGAGAAACAUUAAACUGAUAUUUUAAGUAAUCAAGAAGAAGACAAAUAAAAAAUAUAACCAAGUAUUUAAAUAAUGAAAAAUAAUUUUUGAAAAGUAAUUUGUGCUCCAAUUGUCUCCACUGUUAUGGGAUCUUAACGCGUUCACACAAACAGUUGGUCUUUGUAAGGUUUAGAAAAACGACACAAAGAGGAGCAGCUGCAGGUUUGACUGAUAAGAUCAUUUAUAGAGACGAGUUCUCUGCACAGCGUGGUCACAGUCAGGACGCUGUACAAAAAGAAAACUUACUACUUCUUUACUAAGAGAUUAAACAGAGAGAAUAUGACCCUGUGGAUACAGGUCAGGCUGAGCAGAUCAGAAACUGUCCCAUUACAGCACAUCACAGAUUUCCAGUAGCACCAGUGUACAUAACAACAUUGUAUAUUAAGAACAUUACAGACAAACAUUUAUCUGGUUUGAGGGGUCAUGUGGGCAGUUAAGAUAGUGUAGUGUGGAAAGG